Molecule: messenger RNA, 1467 nt
Organism: Eruca vesicaria subsp. sativa (arugula)
Lineage: Eukaryota; Viridiplantae; Streptophyta; Magnoliopsida; Brassicales; Brassicaceae
Source: the annotation of a GenBank genome assembly
CAAAUUUUAGCAAAAAAAAAAACACAAGUUAAUAAAGAAGAUAUACAGAACAUACAUUAUAGAGAAGAGGGAGAGAGGGACAGCUAGAGAAGGGGAGCUACAUUAAGUAAUUAACAAAUAGUUAAUUUACUUGCUAAUCAUGGGUUAUAUCGAUGGAAAAUGGAUACCAUUAGUCAUGAUGACUGUGAUUCACAUGAUUAAUGGGAUGGUUAAUGCUUUGAUUAAGAAAGUUCUUGAUGGAGGCAUUAAUCAUAUGGUUAUUGCUACCUUUCGUUUGGGUAUUUCCACCUUUUUUCUUCUUCCAAUCGCUUAUUUUUGGGAACGGAAAACAAGGCCGAAGCUAACCAUAAGCAUUUUCUGUCAGCUUUUCAUCAGUGCUCUUUUUGGGGCGAGCUUGGUACUAUAUUUCUACUUGCUCGGGCUUACCUAUACUUCUGCCACGUUGGGAUCUGCUUUCACGGCGAUAAUGCCCGCCCUGACUUUCAUUAUGGCUUUAAUAUUUAGGUUCGAAAAGCUAAAUAUGAAAACAAAAGUGGGAUACGGCAUGGUUCUUGGAACUAUGAUAAGUUUAGGAGGAGCUUUAGUUCUUACGAUGUACCAAGGCAUUCCGUUAACAAACUCUCAAGAACAAGCAUCGACCUUAAACCAUCUCACAAAACAUGCGCAUUGGACCAAAGGUUGUAUACUUUUAUUCAUAUCAGUUAUGUUCUUCAGUUCUUGGAUGCUUAUACAAGCUAAAGUCAACGUGAAUUACCCUUGUCCAUACUCGAGCACCGUUAUCUUAUCGGCUUUUGGUACACUUCAAUGCGCCCUUCUUAGCUUGAUCAAGACUAGAAAUGUGGAUGAAUGGAUCCUCAAAGACAGACUCACUAUCAUCACCAUCAUUAUAGCGGGUGUGGUUGCACAAGGAAUGUGUACGGUGGGAAUAUCGUGGUGUAUUAAACAACGAGGACCUGUCUUUACCUCAGCAUUUACUCCUGUCAUGCUGAUGUCUGCAACCUUGUUCGAUUUCUUGAUAUUUCAUCGUAUGAUUUAUUUGGGAAGCGUGAUCGGCUCUGUGGUGGUGGUGAUCGGCUUAUACGUAUUUUUAUGGAGUAAAAGCAAACAAACAGAUGAUUGUGAGAUCAAUAAGUUACCUACAAAUACGGUGGAAGAAGGAAAGGAAGAGGAAGAUCAUACAAGUGUUAACAAAUUAGGCAAUCUUCUGGUUAUCCCCAUGACUCCUUGAUCAAGGCUUUAGUUCGACUAGAAGGACUAUAUCAUCUUGAAAAAUCAUUAAAUAUGAGAAAGAUUAAAAAUGGCUCCUUUGAAUGUUUACCGAAGAAUUUAUCACUUGUGUUGCAAUGUUUAACCUCUUUGGAUUUUAGUUUCCAAGGGGCUCAUUUGAAUAUUGUAAAUUGUGUAAUAUCUCUAUAAUAUUAUUUGAGAAGUCAGUUUCUUACGUGUCGUGCUCACGUUAACUCUUAC